Molecule: messenger RNA, 1479 nt
Organism: Daphnia carinata
Lineage: Eukaryota; Metazoa; Arthropoda; Branchiopoda; Diplostraca; Daphniidae
Exons: 1
Coding region: 1-1479 (492 amino acids)
Source: RefSeq, a predicted model, not a curated record
AUGCUUUCGUUCACGGCCAUGUCUGUCCUCCUACCGGCUUUCACGUUUGUAGGGUUUGCGGGACUCAUCAUUGGUUUCUGCAUCCUUAUCCACCAGAGCCCGUGUAGUCGUUCCAGCAAUGGAUUGCGACUACGGGGAUUGUCUCGAGGACCAUUUCGUCGACCAGAUGUCGAAUCCACUCGAUUCCGAAGUGACGAUCACACUAGACACUUAAUGGACACUCUAAAGGAAACCGGAAUGGAUCAUGAGAACGCACCGGGCCUCGUUUCCCGCCUGCACUGGUUGCAUAGACUGAACCAUUUCCUAGACAUCCUCCAUAACACCGAAGAGUCGAUCCAGCAUGUCGCGGCGGGAAUUUCGAUGCUGAUGAAUUAUCACGAAGCCCAUCAGCAGGAAGCCGAAGAGGACCUUGUCAACCUUGUCUUCACACGAGUCCUGCAAGAUGGUAACCUUUCGCACUUGUACGCAAAAUUGUUUAAACGACUGAGGAAGGGCAGCGACAAGGCGUGGACUCUUAACAUCGUCCGCCGUUUGUUCCAGCUAUGCGUCGACGAAUUCAAUGCAGUAUAUCCCGAGUACCAGGAGAGUGCCCUCUUGAAAUGCAGAAGAGCAAAUAACGUGAAACUUAUGGCCUCCAUGUUCAAGAGGGAACUGCCAGGAAUACCGGACGAUUGGAUCACCGACUGUGCAAACAGUUUGAUCCGUCGAGUCGACCAGGACGUCAAUGAGCAAACGGUCAAAGAGCUCCAUCUCUUCGUCAAGACGCUAUUGCUACCCGAACCGGGAGAAAACUGCGCUCCGAUUCAUCCAUCCCGGCAAAGGCAACUGCUGGAUUGCUUCGAUGCGAUUGAACGGGCUGCGUCUCCACGCAGGGUCCAGCCAACACCUGCGCCUGAGAAAUUCGAUGGUGAGAGCUCCGCAGAAGACGAGGAUGUUGGUAUGGAUGGAUGUGAAGCCGACACGGACUCAGAGUCAGAGACAGCAUCCGGUAGUGAAGAUCGACGUCCGUUAUUGUCACACUCGGACUCUGAAUCAGAAUGCGUGAUUUGCUCGGAUGGAUACGAGGUCGAAGUGGGUACUGAUUCGGGUGAAACGGAAGAUGACUCGGAUACGGAUGGGGAUGAAACGAAUGAUGACACGGAUACCGAUGAGGACGAAACGGAAGAAGACACGGAUACGGAUGAUGAUGAAUCGGAAGGUGACACGGAUAGGUAUGAUUUGAACCCAAAACCAGAGAUGGAGAGAAAGACCGUAAAGCCUAUAGGAUUGAUAGAGGGCAUUAUCGUUUGGGUUCAAAAGGCCGUGAAUGUAAGUGAGAUGGCUAAAAAGAAGCUCGAAGAUGAGAGAUCUAAAAUGCUGGAGGAGGAAAGAAUUCUGCAAGAAUAUCGGGCUGAGAUGCGUAAGAAAACUGCUGCCGCUGCGGAAAGACGAAUUCUUAACAGCAGAAUUCGCUACCCUGUUCGCACGCGAAGACAUUAA